Molecule: messenger RNA, 1370 nt
Organism: Diatraea saccharalis (sugarcane borer)
Lineage: Eukaryota; Metazoa; Arthropoda; Insecta; Lepidoptera; Crambidae
Source: the annotation of a GenBank genome assembly
AUAAUCACGAGACAUACGAGUCGAGUUUGCGCAGUGUGUAAAUAGCGUUAUUUUGAAGCUACUAUAAUUGAUUUCUAAAUUAAAACAAUGUUUAUCAAUAACAAAUGAUCUACAGGAAAAUGCACACAAAUAUUACCCAGCAUAAUAAGUGCUAUCAUGUUGAUAAUUUGCUUAAAAAGUGGUGCGAACUUUAAACAAAAAUACUUUAUUGUGAAGUGAGUGACACAUGUGCCAGUGAUAAAUUAACAAGCUUCGGUCCCAAAAUGGACUUUGUCAUUGGGGGCCUCGCUGGUGCGGGCGCUACCAUCUUCACUAACCCAAUGGACGUGGUGAAAACGCGAAUGCAAUUGCAAGGAGAGUUGCGAGCGCGCCACGAACACACCGCUCGCUAUCGAGGCAUCUUGCAUGCAACAUACGUCAUCGCCAAAACUGAUGGCAUGAUGGCACUGCAGAAAGGUCUCGCUCCUGCCAUGCUUUUGGGCUUCACAAUGAACUCUAUUAGAUUAGGGAUGUACCACAUAGGAGAAGUCCAAGGUUGGACCAAGAAUAAAGAUGGAUAUAUAGACUUAAAGAAAGCAAUGUUAUGGGCAAGUUUAAGUGGAAUUAUGAGUGGAGUAUUUGGAAACCCCGCCUCGGUAAUCAAAACGAGGAUCCAAGCUGCUGCCCACCCUAGUAUAGCCGUGGGACGUCAGCAUAAGUAUAAAGGAACGGUGGAUGGUUGUGUACAAAUUUAUAAGACGGAAGGCAUCCGUGGUUUCUUCGCUGGAGUCAAUGCGACCUGUAGCAGGCUCGCAGUGGGAAGUGCUGCACAACUCACAAGUUUCUCCGCUACAAAAGAAGCUUUGAAGACGCGGGGUGUUUUUGAAUACUCACCGUUCGGACUUGCGUUCGCCGCAAGUGCAAUUAGUGGUGUGGUUGUAGCCUUAGCCAUAUGCCCCUCCGAUGUCAUCGCCGUCCGCCUCUAUAAUCAGGGUAAUAAUUUCCCAAUUGUGUCUUUGGGGUGCGGGGUGUUGUGCGUUCUGCUCGAAACACCACUGGAUGUUGUGAAUACUAGACUAUAUAACCAGGGUAACGUUGACUCGGGAGCAUGCGGCCGGCUUCCAGUAAAGGGCCCACAUACAAGGGUGUGUGGGACUGUUUCUUCAAGAUAUACCGAACAGAGGGACUCCACGGUCUGUACAAAGGACUUGGACCUUUGUAUUUUAGGAUAGCGCCGCAUACGACACUAUCAUUAGUCAUAUGGGAUAUGUUAAAUAAUUUAUUCUUAGAUAGUUGACAAAUUUAAAAUAUCAUUUAUAUAAUAUUAAAGUGCUGGAAAAUCAUAAUAUACGUACUAGAGUAAUUGCUAAAAAAAUAUAUUCAAAUAUACU